Messenger RNA from Siniperca chuatsi (mandarin fish), 1066 nucleotides. It is a transcript of the gene rpp30, whose product is annotated as ribonuclease P/MRP 30 subunit. Bases 77 to 871 code for a protein of 264 amino acids. Gene Ontology annotation, biological process: tRNA processing; translation. Lineage: Eukaryota; Metazoa; Chordata; Actinopteri; Centrarchiformes; Sinipercidae. Gene Ontology annotation, molecular function: RNA binding; structural constituent of ribosome. The record is from RefSeq and is a predicted model, not a curated record. Gene Ontology annotation, cellular component: ribosome; nucleolar ribonuclease P complex. The transcript is spliced from 12 exons.
GGACACACAGGGACUACAGCUCCCAGCAGGCCGUUCGGCUCCACGCGUGUCGGAGAGCAGCAGCAGCAGCAGCAGCAUGUCUGUGUUUAUGGAUUUAAACCUGAGCUACACGGCAGAGAAGGGCCGACUGCAGAGUCUGAUAGACACCGCAGCUCACCUCGGUUUCUCCACCGUCGCCAUCAACUACAUGUUUGAACCAAAGGCCAAAAAGAAACAGGAGAUUCCCGCCCCGACGCCGAUCAAUGAGCUGAUCGAUCAGCUUCCUGUCGUACAGGGUCGGUCCCGUCCAAUCAGAGUGCUGAACAGACUGACCGUCGUGAUGUCAGACUCCAGCCACUUCAGGCUCAACACUCCAGAGUUUCAGCGUUUCGACCUCCUGGCCGUCCAGCCGACAACAGAGAAACUCUUCCAUACAGCCUGUAUGGUGUAUGAUGUUGACAUCAUCUGCGUCUCAGUGACGGAGAAGCUUCCCUUCUUCUUCAAGAGAGCGCCGGUCAGCGGGGCUAUAGACAGAGGUCUGGUGUUUGAGGUCUCGUACUCUGCAGCCAUCAGAGACGCCACCAUGAGACGCUACACCAUCGCUAACGCCGUGUCUCUGAUGGAGAGCUGUAAAGGGAAGAACGUGAUCCUGUCCAGCGCAGCCGAGCAGCCUCUGGAGCUCAGAGGUCCGUAUGACAUCACCAACCUAGGUUUGUUGUUCGGUUUGUCAGACGGAGACGCAAAAGAAGCCGUUUCCUCCAGCUGUCGCUCAGCUGUUCUACACGCAGAAACCAGGAAGACGGCCAGUGGGAUCAUUUCCACCGUGAAGCGCGGCAGCGAGCCGUCCUGCCAGCAGGAGGCGCCACCUGCUCCGGACCUCUGUGGCAGGUGACGCUCCGGCAGCCAAGAGAGCCAGACCUCACCUGACCCAGUGACUGGCAGCCGAGGAGGGCGGGGCUUCAGCACGCAGAGGGGGCGGAGUCCAGUCUUGAUUUCUGAUUUGUUGUUUGAUUUCUGUGUUUUCUGACUUUUGUUCCGACCGAAGAAACCAAAUAAAGUUUCCGUUCAUCAGCCAACAGAAAACAGA